AUGAAGUACAACCCGACAGUGAGCUCCUCGCGCAGGAAGUGCAGGAAGAGGCAUUUCACCGCCCCGUCGCAUGUGCGCCGGGUGCUGAUGAGCGCACCGUUGUCGGCGGAGCUGACCAACAAAUACGGGGUCAGGGCGGUGCCUAUCCGAAAGGACGACGAAGUCCGCGUGGAAAGGGGGACCUUCAAGGGCCGAGAGGGAAAGGUUGUGCAGGUGUACCGGAAGAAAUGGGUGGUCCAUGUGGAAAGGAUAACACGGGAAAAGGUCAAUGGUGCCACUGUCAACGUUGGCAUUCGGCCCUGCAAGGUGACCAUCACAAAAUUGAAGCUCGAUAAAGACCGCAAGGCCCUGCUUGAGAGGAAGGGUGCAAAGGACAAGGGAAAGGGAAAGUUCACAGACCAGGACAUCCAGGCCAUGCAGGACGUCGAUUAA
Messenger RNA from Ostreobium quekettii, 432 nucleotides. Lineage: Eukaryota; Viridiplantae; Chlorophyta; Ulvophyceae; Bryopsidales; Ostreobiaceae. The record is from the annotation of a GenBank genome assembly.